GUACGGCGUCAAUCGGAAUCGGCCAUUCAUCCCUAGUCCACCCACAUUGAUGAUUGAUGAUACUUUGUUUGUUUAUAAUUCAUUCUGAAUACAGACUAUUAUUUAUGUCGGCGUGGGAUUAAUUUAAAUUGAGUUGCUGUUGUGUUUACUGGAACUAGCAACAUGGACAAAAAAGAAAAGCAUGAAGAUAGUAGCUGCAAUAAAUUUCAAGAAGAAAUGAGUGUUUUAGAGGAUAAUGUCAAGAAACUCUACGAAUUCAGGGAUCACUAUUUUGAGCAUCACACCAUUGAAGAAGCCGCUCUGAAGGAUCAACGAGUCCAGGAUAAGUUACAAGAGACUAUUAGGUGCUUCCAAAACUUUGACUGUAAGUUUAUUUUUUAACAUCUACUUUUAAUCUGUAUGAUUGUGUACGAGUAUCUCUGAAG
Messenger RNA from Homalodisca vitripennis (glassy-winged sharpshooter), 425 nucleotides. RefSeq names its product tetratricopeptide repeat protein 5-like. The transcript has 3 exons. The record is from RefSeq and is a predicted model, not a curated record. NCBI's taxonomy places the organism in Eukaryota, Metazoa, Arthropoda, Insecta, Hemiptera, Cicadellidae. Gene Ontology annotation, molecular function: protein binding. Bases 163 to 381 code for a protein of 72 amino acids.